Messenger RNA from Dendronephthya gigantea, 2481 nucleotides. RefSeq lists its product as uncharacterized. The transcript is spliced from 2 exons. Gene Ontology annotation, molecular function: catalytic activity. The record is from RefSeq and is a predicted model, not a curated record. The coding region runs from base 1 to 2481 and encodes 826 amino acids. Lineage: Eukaryota; Metazoa; Cnidaria; Anthozoa; Malacalcyonacea; Nephtheidae.
AUGUGGUACGUUCUUGUGUUAUUUUGGCUGGUUUUACGUGGUGUAAAGUUAAAAGAAGGAAACCAAUUGAAACUGUUUUACGCGAGUACAAAGGUUCUCUGUCCACCGUGCUCUUAUCAAUCUCGCCGUGUAAUGAAACAUGCUACCCUACUUUCUGUCAAUCGAAUUAUACAUGGAUUUAUUCUGUUGCAACGAUCGUCCUUGCCCUUGAUGCUUAUCCUUUUGGCUAAUGACGUGGAAAUAAAUCCCGGUCCUAUUGAAAUCACCAGAACAUUUAACAACUUGAAAGUUUUAUAUUUAAACGCUAGAAGCAUAAAGUCAUUUGUCACAGUGGACAACAAUGUUUCGAACAAAGUUUGCAAAAUUACUCUACUUGAACAUUUAGUUCACGAAAAUGAUUACGAAGUUAUCUGUAUUUGCGAGACGUGGCUAAACAAAACAGUGCUUGACUCUGAACUUCUCCCUGGCUUUAAUAUCUUCAGGAAAGAUAGAAAUGGGAAGAUUGGAGGUGGUGUUCUUAUAGCAGUCAAAGAAGGAUUACAAGCUACUCGACGUUGUGACUUAGAGAGAGAUGAUGCUGAAUUCGUGGUCGUACAACUAAAUAAGGCGAACAAUUCAUCUGUAAUUCUGUAUACUUAUUAUCGACCACCUCAAAGUCGCUCGGACAGUCUUAAGCUCUUAAACGAAUCAUUGCUCCAGAAUCCAGAAUCUAGUUGCAUUGUGUUAGUUGGUGAUUUCAACCUCCCAAACAUCUCGUGGCCCGACGAUCAGUCUACGACCCCUAUAAACAAUAGUGGAGAUGCAAAUGGUGACGAUUUGUGCGAACUUGUAGCUGAUAAUUUUCUUCACCAAUUCAUAGAAGGCUCAACACAUCGUGCUGGUAAUAAACUUGACUUGUUAUUCUGUAACAACGCUGAAAAAUUAUCUGAUGUAUCAAUAUUUUCACCAGAUGAACAUAAUUUCCCCACGGAUCACUACAUUGUUGAAUUUAGUAUACGUAUGAAAUUCACCAGAGCUAAAUCUAUUCGUCGUGUUGUCUUUGACUAUAACAAAACUGACUUUUGCGCACUGCGUAAAGCUUUGUCAGAAGCAAACUUAAACAUUUCCCCUACAAAUAACAUCGAUGAAUGCUGGGAACAGUGGAAAGACACGUUUCUAUCUAUAGUGCAUAAAUUUGUUCCAACCAAACUUGUGCAUGAUAUCAACUCUCCUCCUUGGAUUGACGGUGAAGUUCGCCACCUAAUUCGUAAAAAGUACACUGCUCUUCGUCACUACCGAAAAAACAAGAUACCCACACGCAAGAUGAAAUUGCGAAGUUUAUGCCAGCAACAACAUCUCCCAAAGAAAAAGCACAGCUUUUUAACACCUAUUUCUGCUCUGUCUUUCGACCGUCCAAACCUACGGAGAUCCCUGAAGACCUUCCCUUUGCUUACGUCUGACUUGUUAUCUGAUAUCUCCAUCUCAGAAGAUGAAGUUGUCCACCAUCUCUCGAACCUGAUUCCAACUAAAUCUCCUGGUCCUGACAAAAUCCCCGGACAAAUUUUAAAGGAAUGUAGUUCUGUUAUCGCGCCAAGUCUCUGUUUACUGUUUAAUCACUCUCUGCAAUCUGGAACUUUACCCACUGAAUGGAAAUCUGCAAAUGUAACACCUGUCCACAAGAAAAGUAAGAAGGAACCUGCUACUAACUACCGACCUAUAUCCUUGCUUCCCAUUAUCAGCAAAGUCUUGGAGCGAUGUGUUUGCUAUCGUUUCCAAGAACAUAUUAAGGUUAUGAUUAACAAAGCCCAACACGGAUUUCUUCACGGACGCUCGUGUGUCACCCAACUUCUAGCAACCCUACAUCAUAUUGGACAAUUACUAGACCAUAACGUUCAGUCAGAUGUUCUAUUUCUUGACUUUGCUAAAGCCUUUGAUUCUGUGGAUCACGCCAUUUUAUUGAAGAAAAUCAAAUCAUACGGCAUAUCAGGCAACAUGUAUAAAUGGUUUACUGAUUAUUUACACGGACGAACCCAGCGAGUUGUCAUCGAUGGUGUAGCUUCAGAUUGGUCUCAUGUUACCUCUGGUGUCCCUCAGGUAGUAUCCUGGGUCCUAUUGUUCCUUUUGUUUAUAAAUGAUUUCCCUGACGCUAUUCCUCCAUCAACAUCAUCUGGCCUCUACGCAGACGACACAAAGCUUUACAGGGCAAUAACAUCACCCCAAGAUUGUGACCAACUGCAAGAAGCAUUGUCGUAUGCUGACGGUUGGAGCAAACAAUCGAAUAUCGACUUUAACGCGUCCAAAUGUAAAGUUCUGACAAUAACUCGCAGAAAACGUCCGAUUAUAAAAUACCAUCUUGGCUCGACUGAUUUGAUGCGUGUAGAUAGCGAAGCUGACCUUGGAGUCACCGUAACGAGAACAUUAUCUUGGAAUCUUCAUAUCAUCCAAGUCGUGUCCAAGGCGAAUAGAAUGCUGGACUAUUGCGAAGAACGUGCCCGUUGUUAA